AUGUCGAGCAAAAUAGAGUACCGAGGGAAUGAGCUAGCUUUGAAGGCGUCCCAGUCGAGGAAGCGCGCUCGCGUGGCAAGCAAAGUGGAACAGAUGAAAAGCCUCCGCACCGGGGCGGCUGCCGGCCAGUCUCCCGUCGAGAUGGAUUCUAAUUCUCAGUACCAGCAGCCUGCCUAUCACUACACUUACCCCAAUCCACCAUAUCAGCCUCAUCUCGCCAAUCCAAUCCCCCCUCCAUCAUGGCAGCAUUAUGCGCCACAAAACACUCACCCUCCUCCUGCUGAUUAUCCUCGAAUGUAUUCUGGCGUGCACAACCCUCCUGCAAACGGCUAUGCUGCUCAGUACACAUCGCCAUACGUCCACCAGCCGCAGGCCGCGCACACUUCGUACCCUCCAUAUCAGCCCGCUCCCUUAGACACUAGUCCUCCUCAGUCUACACCUGGGCCUCAGAUUCCUAGUAGCACCGGGCCUGACAGAGGUUCCACCCGCCGUCAGAACCGUCAGGCCACACAGGCCCAGUCUGCACCCUACCCCCGUGCAGACAGAGAUGCUCCUCCCGCACAAAACAUGCGCUCAGAGUCCUCCGAUCCGCAUUUUGCACCCCGUCCUCCUUCACAAGACCCCGCCGCAGGUUAUCCUCCUUCGUAUCAAUACCCGCAGCAAGUACCGCCUAUGUCUAUCCGCCAAUAUACUCCUCGCAAGGCGACGCCUAUGUUGGCUCAGCCCAUACAACAACCGACGUUAACGAAUCACUCGGGCCACAGUCGAUCGACUUCAGACUCCGCCAACUCCGCAUCUGCGUCCACUCCCGUUUCCGCUUCUGCCGCAUCCAAUCUUUCCCUCAAUCAUCGGUCCACCUCUCCCGCCUUAAGCACUACGUCACAUACGACCGUCUCCUCCGGUGGUGGUUCCGCCGCAAUUCUUGAAACGCAACCACGCACGCGUGGCGGCAAGCAUUCUGAAGUCCCUCGCGGGACGACCAAGAGCCGGAAGCAACGCCUGUACAGCUCCGACCGUAAGGAGAUAUGCGUCAUGGCUCGAGACAACCCCCACAUGCGCCAAGAGGACAUUGCAGCACGGUUCGGAGUAGAGCGGAGCACGAUUAGCAAGAUUCUCAAGAAUAAGGAAAGGUGGCUCAGAGCAACUGACGAGGUUUGCAAGGUUGCAAAGUUCAAAGACCCGAAGUUUCCUGAGCUUCAUAGCCAACUAGACCGAUGGCUAGCUGACUGGCCGAAGGACAAGCCUAUCCAUGACGAAGACAUAAAGCAGGCGGCCAUCAGGACUGCAAAGUUCCUUGGAAUCCCCGAACACAAAUUCAAGGCUAGCGACGGUUGGGUGGAAGGCUAUAAACGCAGGAACGGCAUAAAAAUGCAGCAAUGGCGCGAUGGGGAGGGGAUGGUGUACGUCAUGAACCGUGUUCAAGGCAGACUGAACGAAUCUCAGACGUUGGCCGAGGAAGAGGCGGAGGCCUUCAGUGGACCGCCGCAGCCCACUGCAGUCGAUAUUGCCUACGCGCGAGGAGACCCCAUCACCAUCUCGGAGGACGCUCAUGCCUUCAUGCUGGGGACACCCAUCCUCUCACCGGACAUGCGCAUAAGGCGUCAUGUUCUCGACCCUAUGCCUUACUGUUACGGUGCCGAGCCUGAUCCUGGCCCCUCCGGUACAGGCAGGCCCGAACCCUUCGUCGUAGACGAGUUCUCCGACGACGAGGACGAGAGGCAUGCGCAAACCUCCGAGACCCCUUCAUCGACUGCACGUAGGCGGUUACAACAGGACCCCAAGACCGGCAUCUUGGCUGAGCCUUCAACCGUUCCCUGGCUCCUUCCGAUUCCUCGCCUCCUCUCACAGCCCUCCCUCGAGAACCCCCCUCGCGCGCCAGAUGGCAGGCGGAUCUACAAGCGAACAAAAAAAGACGCCUUCAUCCCCAUCGAAAUGACCAACUUCGUGGACGCGGAAGUGGCAGAGGAGUUGAUGUUCCAUGUGGUUCGGUUUUGUGAGAUCCAGGGCUCUGCCUUCUUGCCUGAGACGCGACUUGACGACCUUCGUGAUAUAUGGGAUGCCCUUCGUGAACUCAAGAAGGGGAAACGAAUGCCUAUCCCUGAGGAGCAACGUCGGAAGAACGAAGCGGAAUGGCUGCAGGGGCAGCGGGAGCAACGCUUGAGAGAGCGCGGUUUAUUGCCACAGUCAUGAAUGCCUGUGGCCUUUCGCUGCUUUUGUUUCCGACUCAUAUGUUCAUCGCUCCGUCUACAUCCAAAUGUCCUGCUCCCUCGCCACUUGACUUGCCCGCAUCGCUUUCUCUGUUUUAGCCUCGCCCAUUGUUCCGAGGAACCUUCGAUCGUCGCCGAUAAUGGCACCUUUUUUUCAUUCAUUGCAGUCUCAUACGAACUUUCUCCUCAUCGCAUGCAUUCGUUUGUUACAUACAAGCAAUCUUUCACGUUCCCGUUCCCGACGCUUUCGCCUGUUCUCCUCCCUGCAUUGACCGUUACUUCCUUGUUAGCCUUGCCCUUCCCUUCACACCCCCAUUACCGUGUUGUUACAUUGUCCAUCCCGCAGCAUCCUUGUUUUUCUGCCGUUAUCCCCAUGCAUUUCUUCUCUUUGGUUCCUUGCAGUAUUAUCUCGUCUCAAUUCUUUCAUGGUUAUUUGGUCUCCCAUCACAUAUCUCUUUGGGUUCAUCCCGAUACGAUAUUCAUCCUGAUGAUACUCGCGCCUGGUCCUGUACCUUUCUGCGCCCUGCUGGAUUCAUGCACGCCUCACCGUAUCAUUUCUGCGUCUUUGCACUCGGGCUUGCCCUUCGUCGAAUAGCACUCAGCAUAUACUUGUCAUUUCCCAUCAGUCGUUCAAUUCGUGUACGAUCUGUUUUAUUUUGCAUCUUCUUACGACCACUUAUGAUCGCCUCGCCCGUUAUCUUCACCUUCAUCCCGACUCACCCUGUCUAACUGUUCGCCCUCUUUUCUCUCUUCUGCGUCUGGGACGACGUCUCUGUUCUUCACUUCCACCCUUUCCGUCCGACCUCGCCCUCAAGUCUGCUUUCCAUCCAUGUCUCCUCACAAUGUGUUACUAUACUGUAGUAGUACCACCUUCCAUUGACGUUCUCAUUCUCGGGCCAAUAUGGAAUAUUGUCGCCCCCCUCAUCCCUCCCCAAUCCGUGUCAUAGCAGUCUCCGAAUCAUUCUGUCCUCCCUCUGCCCCCUCUUCCCUUCGCCCGCUCUUUCUUUCCGCUCACAUACCUGUUCCC
Molecule: messenger RNA, 3234 nt
Organism: Stereum hirsutum FP-91666 SS1
Lineage: Eukaryota; Fungi; Basidiomycota; Agaricomycetes; Russulales; Stereaceae
Exons: 4
Coding region: 1-2190 (729 amino acids)
Cellular component (GO): nucleus
Molecular function (GO): DNA binding
Source: RefSeq, a predicted model, not a curated record